Messenger RNA from Homarus americanus (American lobster), 6775 nucleotides. RefSeq lists its product as uncharacterized. NCBI's taxonomy places the organism in Eukaryota, Metazoa, Arthropoda, Malacostraca, Decapoda, Nephropidae. The record is from RefSeq and is a predicted model, not a curated record. Gene Ontology annotation, biological process: sodium ion transmembrane transport. Gene Ontology annotation, cellular component: membrane. Bases 63 to 6017 code for a protein of 1984 amino acids. The transcript has 18 exons.
CAGGUGAAGCGUUGGUGGGUACCAACUCCCAUGUGUGCCUCAUUGUAAAUAACACUAGCACUAUGGCAAGCGCCGUAGAUGCAGUGGUGGAUGAGGUGGAGGCGUUGGGUGGUGUUGUAGAUGAAUACUUCUCCUUUAUCUACGAAGAACCCACGGACGACGCCUUCAGUGAUGUGGAGGAGAGCGUGGUUGACUCUGCCGUCGGCCACGGCUCUUUCAUGGAAGACACCGUCGUUACCACCAGCCCAGAUGACCCUAUAUACCAGAAUGUCUUGCAUAAAGAGGAUCGAACUGUAGAAGCUGACGUAAAUCUAUAUCAGACAGAUAAUAAAGGCGAUAGUGGUGCUGUGAAGGUAAAUGCACUCGUCGAUGUUUUUGGGUCUGAGAAUCUCCCGGGAAAUGCCCCCGAAGGUUGCAAUAAUCAAGCCUCUAAACAUGUGACCAGCAAAGACACAUUGGACAAGGAAGCUGCAGCAGUACACAGCCAUGAUUCUAAGAGGUUUAAGAAAGACAGUGGGAUUACGGACGCGAAUGAAAGCGAGACAACAUAUUCCGACAUUCUGGAGAGUUGUGGUACUGUUCCUACUCCCAACACUCCUCCUAUGUCUGUCACCAUCACCUCCCCAUCCAUAACCCAACCAGUGGUCACAAUGGAUUUCCAAUCGAACACUCAAUUGAACCCAAAAGCAAACCCACAGUCAAGCCCUAGGUGCGGGUACGUUGCGGAACCUCUACACGGGAGGUCGGUGAUCAGCUUGUCAUCCAACCUUCCCAUCAAAACCAAACCGGAAGUUGACGACCUCUCGAAACCACGUCCUGAACUUAGCACCGUUACUCCCGUCCUGGUGGACAACGCUCACUCCAUAUACGUGAACGGCGAUGCCCAGGAACGGAGCACGAGAGCUACCUCGGUGUACCUGAACGCCGAAGACGACCCAAGUAGUUACAUGAUACCUCCCCACGACAACCCCGCAGUUACCAUAAAGAUCACCCCAGAGUCUGAGAGUUCCAUAGACGACGGGUUUACGAAGAAAAGUGAAGAUAUUUUAGUGAAUAAUGUGAAUGAAUUGGGGCCAGAUGAUUUCGGGAAGUUUCUUGAGGAAAUGCAGAAGCCUUUCACGAGUGCUGACUUCGGAAAGUAUGAUCAUAAUGGUGCUAGAGUUAAUUUAUUUGGGGAUAUGCAAACGCCUUUUGCGACUGGUGACUUUGGCGAAGUGGAGGGUGAGGGAGGUGGUAGGGGGAGGUACGAUAGUUUUGAUGUGUUUGGUGAUGGUGCUGUGCUCGAUAUAGGCGCGAUAGAGUGUGAUAUUUUGGACGAACUGUUUGAAGGCAUUAUCAAGAACGAGGCGAAAUCUGCCUCGAAAUUGUCAACACCAGUGGAUAUUUUGUUACCCGGCAGUAGAGAGAAGGUUGAAGGUCAGGAUGCGGCGGAUGGCAGGGCUGUUAGUGCAUCUGAGCCUCCAGAAGAUGACAUGGAAUACGGCAGGGGAGGUGAGACAGCCUCGACAAAGGAUGAGCAACUGCCCAUCACCUCAGAGGCCGAGCUCGCUUUAGAGUUCAUGGUGCCCGUCAGCACACCUCGACCACAUUCGCCAUCGUCUAAUAUUUCUGAUCAAGUGUAUAAAGAAUCACCGCAGGACCUUGCGAGCGAGGACUCAAUAGUUAAUGACCAGAGUCCAGAGGAGGCUGGGGCGAAGCUGUCCGGGGGGAGGGGGGAGGGACCUGUUGCGCCCGGGCUGGCUAUUGAAAGUGAUGACGUGAGUCUGGCCGGUAAUUCAGAUCAUGUGAACACAGUGGGGGAACGUGGCGACUCUUGUUCUUACAUGUGUGUGUCGGAGGGCGAUACAGGUGAGCAGCGUCACGCCCUUCCUGAUGACCCACCUCCCACCCUGGCCGACGUAGGUAUCACUCUGGACUUGAUUGAUGAUAGUGUGGCCAUCCCCACCGAAUCAGCGGCGCCCUCUGGCCACCUUGCCCCGCCAAGCUUCCUUACAGCGUGUAGCGAGAGUGAGGACUGCGCCUGGCACGAGAUAGGAGCGGUAGGUGGCCCAGGCGUUUGGCGUCAUGACCAGGCAGACUCUGCUGCCGCCCCUACCCAGGACACUGACAUCCGAGAUUUCGACGCCGAUUGUGAAUCCGAAGAGGAUACCAGAACGGGACUCGCGGCGGCCGUGUCAAGAGUCGUACGGCGGAGUAUGAGACGCAUGCGACGUCUCAGGCUGUCUGGACGUCGGUCACCCCGUCGUAGCCAGGAUGGGAGUGAGGAAGUGGGCGGUGACGCGGGUGUAAGCGAAGAGACAGAGGUGCGCCGUGCUUUGCCGGCUGCCCCGCCCAUAGGUCUCUCAACCGUGCGCUCCCCUGCCGCUGCUUCCAUCAUCGUCACCUCCCUCAUGGCCGCCCUUGCUCCUCCACCCCUCCAAGCCCCCAGAGAGAUGCUCGAUCCCCCGCCAGUCGACGAUACACGCAGUGACCAUGACGUGACGCGGCUACCUGACGAAGCGGGUCCUGGGGGCCGUCGACGUCGCUCCAGACAUCACCGGGGGCACACCAUGGGGCGGUACGACCCAUCCUCCGAACCCAUUACACCCACGGCGCCCUUGAGUCUCGAGGUGGAGGUGGGCGGGUAUCUCCCCAGUGGUCCUAGGAGCUUAGAAACUGAGUCAUAUGCCCCCAGUGCCCCACCCAUCCUAGACAUGCCCCCGACUACAACUACUAUCCCUCGUCCCUGUUUUACCUCCCGUAGUCAACUCGCUCGUCGUCAUAGCAGUACCUUCCCUACCCAGACUGCCAGUACCUCACCAGAUGGAGGAGGAGGAAGAGAGAGAGGAGCGACAGAGAGGAGAAACCGUCAUAGAUCUGAUCACGUUCCCAACGUCACUAACAACAAUAACAAUAACAGUAGCAGUAAUAACAAUGACAGUAAUGCCAACAACAACAGUAGCAGCAGCAGUAGUAGUGACGUACCCGACAGCAGUUCCGGUACUGAGGGAGGCCACAGGAACAGCGAGAGCAACAGUGCCGAGGGGGUGAGCAGGACUAGCAACAGCCUCGGUAACAACAGCAGCAGCGACAUGAGUACCCGAGGCAACAGUGAGGUGACCAGCAACACCAGCGACGGUCACCACAGAAACAGUAGCGUCACCAGCCUCAGUGAGGAAAGCAACAGAAACAAUAACAGCAGUGAAGGAAGCAACAGAAACAAUAACAGCAGUGAAGGAAGUAACAGAAACAAUAAUGGUAGUGAAGGAAGCAACAGAAACAACAGUGGAGGAGGAGCCAACAGAACUAACAACAGUGGUACCCAGAGCCCAAGAAGGAAUGCCUUUGCAGGUAUAGGCGUGGAGGGUGAACGUGCUCGGCUACAGGGAGGGACGUGGGGUCACUCACACUCAGGGCUGAUGGCCUCUCUCGCCGUCACCGUCACCACCUUCAACAUCUCAAGGUUCGCGGUCCUCGGAGCCAGGUUUGGAUGGCCGUUCGUGGUACAGUGGGUGGUGGUGUCGAUGGUGCUGGGACUGCCUCUGAUGACCUUCCACAUGACGGUUGGGCAGUACCUGGGGGCCGGUGUGGUCGACAUGUGGAGGAUCUCACCUAUAUUCCAGGGUGUGGGUUACAGUAUCUUGGUGGCACAAGUGCUGGUGGGGCUCUACUGCUGUGUGCCCAUCGCCUGGCUUUUCAUCUUCUUUCGAGAUUCCUUCAUCACCCAUAACAACAUGUUCAGAUGGGCCGACUGUCGCCUGGUGAACUGUUCAGUGUUCAACAACUUCAGUACCAUCAUCAUCGAGGGAGUUCCAAAAUAUUUCAAUUCACAAGUGCUUCAGCGUGGUGAGGGGGAGUCAUCUUGGCUACAGGAGUUAGGCUCGCUCAGGUUUGACAUGGCCUUCAACAUUGCUCUCAUCUGGAUCAUCACCCUCAUCGCUCUCAGUAGAGGUAAUCAGUCAUAUGGAAAAGUGUGCUACAUAGUGUUUCUUUUGCCUCUACUGUGCUACCUGGUAGUGUGUCUUUACCUGGCUUCCUGGACCAAAGAUGAUCUCUACAUCAAUGAUGUCACAAACUUUAAUGAAUUUUUCAUGAACAGCCGUUCAUGGAUGGCAGCUAGUCGAGAAGUGUUCCUAGUCUGGGGUUUUCACGGGGCAGUUCUACAGCAAAUGGCAGCCCAUAAUAAGAGAGGUCAUGCUCUAUACAGAGAUACAACAAUAGUGUCAGUUAUCACAACCCUGGUGCUAGUACUGGCAGCUGUCACCGGUUCAUCGUGUGUGUCGGGGCUCCUCCAAAGUAACUUGCACUACAAACCAUCCUCUUUUGAGAAUGCGAAGAAUGCGCAGUUCCUGACCGAAUCGAAAGUUCAACACAAAAUGAUGCCUGUAUUUGAAACUUUUCUUAAGCAUCCACACAUGGGAAACUUACCACCCCAGAGACUUGCUGAGUACAUGUAUCAUGAUAACUUUUAUGCAGGGAUCAGAAUACGACCACCAAAAAUUGGCAGUGUGAAGAGAACAGAAGCGGAGGAGCAGAGUGGGUACCAGAGUCUGCGUCUGGCCACAGAAUUGUUCCCAGCUCUCCUGGCUGCCAAUGGGGCUCAGCAGAUCUCACCAUUCUGGUCAUCAUUAUUCUACUUGAGUUUAUUACUUUUUGGGAUUGCUCAGCAGCUGGCAGUGUGGCGCACAAUUAUAGAGGCUGUAAUACGUAUAAACCGUGAACGUUUACAAGCUUGGGAGACGUUCAUCACUUUUCUCUGUUGUUUAUUUGGGUUUUCAGCAGCCCUACCAAUGGCCACUGGGGCUGGCAUCCACAUCCUGUACUUUCUCGACUAUGUAGUAAGCUGUGGUUGGUGGCUCAUGAUUAUACAACUUGUUCAGAUUUUUGCUCUGCUCUUUGUAAGAGGAAAACCGUACAGUGGGCAAGACAUUGUGAGCGAACUGAUGGGUAACAGUGAGCAGUGCCGGUCGCUGUGGUUGGGCCCUCUCACUUCCUUUGCAUGGAAUAUUAUUGUACCUGUUGGCCUUCUAGUCCUUUCUAUUUCAUCCUUCAAGUCAGGACAAUACAGAGAUGUUUUUGCAUGGGGAAGUGACAGCUACUGGCCUGUGUGGGCGUGUCAACUUGCUUCAGCACUUCAACUGUUCCCCAUCCUUCUGGUGCCCCUUGUAGGACUCAUUCAGACCUGCCGAUUCCUUGCUGCUACAGAUGAUGAUCUCUUUGAGAGAAUACAGCUGUUAUACAGACCAACAUUACGUCAGCGUACCAGAGGAAAUGGUAGCUUCCUCUCUGUCACCGAGGAGUCAGACCUAGAUGGUCUUGGUGGUGGUAGAGAUGGUCAAGAUGACUCGGGAGCGAUCCCAACUCCCCGACCAUUUAGUGACCCACCACCGAAGUACACACCACCACCUUCAUAUUCCACAGCUACAGGAGUGAGGUUUGCAAAACUUCUGAAUCAAAGUUUGCGUCAGAGUAUGAGACGUCUUCGUGAAACUCUACGUAACAAUUCUGAAGCCAGUACGAACAGGGAUGGUGAAGGAGCCCCUCAAGGGGUAGAGUGUGGACAGCCCAGCACAACAGCAGCAACUCCAUACAUCCCUCCUCCAGAUUAUGUGACAGCUGUCACUGAGUGUGGUACACAAAGAAGUCAAAGUUCCACAUCCAGUGAUUCACCACCUAGAUACUCAACUUUAGACCCUUUGCGAAGGCAGCAAGCACUGGCAGCUCUAGCAAGUGCUGCUUCUUCCAGCACUUGUAUUAAAACAGAUGAUGAGACAGAACUGCCAUUACCUACAACUCCAGCACUCCAUCGAAACAACAGUUUACGUAGGUCUGGGCUCAGACGCAGUAUAGCUUCAGGUGUGAGGCGAAGUGCUCGGCGUCUUGCAGCAACACUGGGUGUAGGGGGAAGUGAGGAUGGGGCCACAUUAGUAAGUAGUGAAGCCCCAGUCAGUCAGGAUGUUCAUCCAGGCAGAGAAACUGAACCUUCACAUCCAUAUGCUUUUACCAAUUUUGAGCUGGUAUCUCACUCAAAUGCGUGAAGUUGCUUAGUACCAAUGUUCCAAUGAAAGAGUAGGCAUUAAUAUUUAUAGUUGAAAUUUUUUUAUAUAUACUGUAUAUGAUAAUGUUAAUUGUUAUGUUGAUAGAUUUUUUAAAUACCGAAAAGUUCUAUCAGUUUGCCCUCAGUUUAUCAUUACCAGAUAUAUUAGUGCAAUAAAGUAAUUAUUCCUGAUAUUAACAAUUCAAAGGUACUGUACACUGAAAUUUUUUCUUUAUAACCUAGUUUCCAGUAUAACUUCAACCUGUCCUCAUUGAAAUGCAUACAGAAUUGGUUUGAUUAAAACAUGUACCGGUAUAUAAAUGAUCAUAUUACUGUAUUACGGUAAUCUUUAUAUAGAGCAAAGAUAAAACAGUUUCACAAUUCCUAUGUAUACAAUGUUAAGUAUAAAUUAGGUUAGGUUAGUCUGAAUAGGUUUGGUUAAUAUAGCUUAGGUGUAGUUAGUUAUGUACAGAAUUGUACUUAGCUGUCAGAUGUUUCCUAAACGUGUACAUAUAUUUUUGUACUUAUUACAGUAGAAACAUUUUAUGCAUAUGUCAUAUAUGUUUUUAUACGAUUUAACAAGCAUAAGAAUGUACAUUUGUAUACUGUACAGUAUACUUGUUAAGUGCAUGAAUUGACAAUGAGGAUAGGCUAAAAAAAUUAAUUGCAUUGUUUGGAAACUUAUAAUAAUGUUACUAGUUUUCACAAUAUGGAAUUUCAUUCCACAUGCCAAAAAAUUAAUAAAUCAUUAGAAGAUAC